This is a messenger RNA of Haemonchus placei, 234 nucleotides long. Lineage: Eukaryota; Metazoa; Nematoda; Chromadorea; Rhabditida; Trichostrongylidae. The record is from the annotation of a GenBank genome assembly.
AUGCUGCUAGUGGAUAUCAUCUGGAUGGGCAUGGCAACGCUGCUGUUUGAUUUCAUGUUCAGUGAUAGCGACUUCACGCUUUUCAAACUACCGUACCGCAAGAAGUUCCUGGGUGAGUCUGUCAUUAGUCCGGAACAGAAUGAUAGUAAAAAGGAGAUCGACGAAGGAUUGUUAAAAACACAAGCAGGCAUAUCGGUGCAGCGUCUUGUCAAGGUCAGGCUUUGUAUUUCGUAA